AUGUUGAACAAAGCAUUACGUGUGCAAGACAUCGAUGUGCUCUUUGCCUUUCGCUUCUUCAUUACAGACUUACAUAAACAACUAACAGAUCUUCACGCUCGAUCACAUGCAUCACCGAUUCUCCGAGUUUACCGUGCACAAUAUGCCUCUGCUGAUGAACUUCAUCGAUUACAUACAUCUGUUGGUGAGUUCAUCGCGAUGAAUAGUUUUCUCUCAACGACUGUCGAACGUACAAAAGCAACGACAUUUCUUGCUCAAAACGAUUCGACUUCCGACCAACUACAACAUGUACUUUUCGAAAUCGAUAUUGAUCCAUCACUCGAAACGAAACCUUAUGCUGAUAUCACGGCUCAUAGUUGCUAUCCAGAAGAGCGUGAAGUUCUAUUUAUGAUUGGAUGCAUCUUUCGAAUGCGAAAGAUUUGGCGUGAAGGCAACUUAUGGAUUGUCCAACUUGAGUUAUGCGCCGAACGGGAUCAUCAUUUUGCAACGAUGUUCUCUUUUUUGCAAGAAAAGUUGGGUGAUGAAACGGAUCUGUGUUCGUUCGGUAAUCUCCUAUUCGAAAUGGCCGAAUACGAGAAAGCCGAAAGUUACUAUCAACGUUUGCUUAAUGAACUAUCAACAACAGAUGGAAAGACGGCAGCCGCUUGCCAUCAUGGUUUGGGUGUCAUAGCCAAACGACGAGGUGAAAUUGAUCUAGCCAUUCGUCACCAUGAAAAAUCUCUACAACUCAGUCGUGCUGUUCCCGACAAUGAUCAAGCUGUGGCUGCUAGUUUACACUCAUUGGCCAAUGAAUAUAAGGAAAAGGGAGAAUUUGUCAAAGCACUCGACUAUUACACUCAAGCGCGGGAGAUUAAGUUCAAUCUGGCAGGACGGGAGACGUCUGAUACCGCAUCAACCUACUAUCAUAUCGCUCGCCUCUACGAAAAACAAAAGAAAUAUGACGAUGCCUUGAAGUAUCACAAUAAAGCACUAGAGAUUCAACGCGAAUGUUUGCCAUCAGAUCAUCAUAGUAUUGGGAAGACUUAUGGUUGCAUAGGAAGUGUGCACUUUAAUCGUGGUGAUUAUAUUCAAGCCCUUCAUUUUUAUGAACAAUCACUUGAAAUCAAACGCAAAUCGCUACCAUCGACUCAUGAAUUCAUUGGUAUUUCACAUCAUGAUCUCGGCGCAGUCUAUGAACAUAUGCACAAGUUCUCAUUAGCACUUUCAAAUUUAGAGAAGGCACUAGAAAUAUAUCGAUUAACAUUGCCACCAACUCACCGUCGUGUUGUCGAUGUCGAAACUUCAAUAUCUCGUAUAAAAGAAAAAAUGAUAGAGUCAAAUUCUGUAUGA
Molecule: messenger RNA, 1329 nt
Organism: Rotaria sp. Silwood2
Lineage: Eukaryota; Metazoa; Rotifera; Eurotatoria; Philodinida; Philodinidae
Source: the annotation of a GenBank genome assembly